GAGGAAGAUAUUUCUCUCUCGUGUCUAUACUUACCAGUGACAGACUCGCGGCGAAAACGGCAGCACGCAGUGUUAAGAGGCCAGUAACAACACCAAGAUGCUGGCGUCUGAGUACACCAACGUGUUGGUGGCGGUCGUCAUGGUCACCUCCUUUCUGUACGAGUUCAGUCACCGGUUUCGUCUGUACCUGAAAUUUAUGUUAUACUACACAAUGGUGAUGGUGACUUCGGUGUUGUGUAUUCCCUUGAUCAUCUGGCGGCCGGGCGACGUGAGGAACACCCUAAUUGCAACAUUUCCCCUGCGAGCCUUAAACCUCCUCCUUGGUCUAGAGUGGGAGGUGCACGGCCAAGAACACAUUACAGUAGAUCGUCCUGCUAUUGUUGUUGCAAACCACCAGAGCUCCGUUGACUUCUUAGGAAUGGUGUACAUGUGGCCUAUGUUUUACAAGAUUACUGCUAUUGCCAAGAAGGAGCUGUUCUAUGCCAUGCCUUUUGGCUUGACGGCCUGGUUGUGCGGCACUAGGUUCAUUGACCGUAGAAACCCAGACAAGGCCAAGGCAUCCAUGAAUGCAGCAUUAGAAUAUGUGAAGGAAAAUAGUGUGAAACUCUGGGUUUUCCCUGAAGGAACACGAAGUAUGGGGGAUGAAAUGUUGCCGUUCAAGAAAGGUGCCUUUCAUUUGGCAAUUGAAGGACAAUUGCCAAUUCUACCAAUUGUGUACUCUUCAUAUAGAGGGUUCCUUAAUCACCCUUGCAAGAUAUUUAACCCAGGUCACAUAAUUGUUACUUGCUUGCCACCAAUUUCUACAAAGGGCUUAACUAAAGAAGAUAUGCCAAGACUAAUGGAAGAUGUCAGAGCUCAAAUGAUGGAGGUUUAUAGAAAAACUUCUGCACAAGUGCAUCAUCCUAGGCCUUUGUCAGAGGAAGUGAAGAAACAGAGGUAAGCCUGGGAGAAUUUAUUAGAUUAAACCCUUAAUGUCCCCCUUUAUGUGUGUCUCCUCUCUGCCUCCCCAUAUUAAGUACACAUAACUGGCAGACCUCAGUGUGGUGGCUGUGCUUGAAAUAAAUCCUGUGAACAUUAUGUCAAAUUGGACUAAUGAGUUCAGUUCUUAUUUAUUACUUUUAUAAGGUGAAUGUUACCAUGGGUUUUUAGGAUGUUAUUGUCAUAAAUGAAGAUGUUCUUAAAAGAUGCUUAGACACUCCUAUAAUUGAUAUACUUAAGUAUAUCCCUGCAAAAACCCAGUUUCAUGUGACUCCAUGUAAGUGAGGUACCACUGAAAACAUGAUGUAGCUUAUAAAUUGGUGUGCUUAAAGUGAUAGGCUGUAUAAAAGUAAUAUCUGUUUACUUUAGCAGUUAAGAUGUAAAAGAGCUGGCAGAUGGACCAAAGAUAGAGGGUUGGUGCCAUGCUUGGUUUCAAAGUAUAGUGCUUACCUUUCUGCUAUAUUAAAACAGCAGGAGCACUACAGAACCAAGAAAUUGAGCAGACACUGGGCAAGUGAUGUUGUGUCAUUACUUUAAUUAUUAUGAAAACAAAUACUUGUCACCUGCUUUGACCUGUGACUACCCUACUUCAUUUAUUUUGUUUGUUUCUGUUAUAUAGAAAUACUCAAGAAUAUUACUAUGCAGUCCUGAAUUUCCAUGGUGUUUACUAGUACAUAAGAAGUUGUAUGUACACUGUAUUUGUAGAUGUGUGUGUGUGUGUGUGUGUGUGUGUGUGUGUGUGUGUGUGUGUGUGUGUGUGUGUGUGUGUGUGUGUGAUAUUUAUUGAUCAUUCUGUCUGUUUAUCUGUUUGACAAAAUAUCUACUUGUAUAUCCAUCUUUCUCUUUAUUAACUAUCAUCAGUUGUGUAUUCAUAACAGUUAUCAUCAUUUGUGUGUAUAUACAUUAUAGUUAAAACCUGCUGGGUGAAUUAUAAAUUCAUGAUAUCAAAAUAAAAAAGUAUAUAUAUAUAUAUUUAACAAUAAGCAUUGCAUCACAUCAUGAAGUAACUGAAGCAUCGUUGACAGCACACUGCCAUGUGUGUAAUGAUUUAUCAGUUUACCAUUCUCUUUUACCUGAAUGGAAGAAUGUUGACAUUAUUCAGAAUGUUGAAUUGGCCUGCAGAUUGUCUUGAUGCAGCUUGGGGACAGGGAAACCCAUCACAGAUAUAUUUCUGUUUGAUUAUCACUCAACACAAUGGCUUGUUUAAGCCACCAUUAUUGAAAAGAGCCAUCACAAAAAAAAAAAAAAUGAAAAAAAAGAUAAAUA
Messenger RNA from Scylla paramamosain (green mud crab), 2244 nucleotides. Its product is annotated as 1-acyl-sn-glycerol-3-phosphate acyltransferase alpha-like. Gene Ontology annotation, biological process: phosphatidic acid biosynthetic process. Bases 98 to 940 code for a protein of 280 amino acids. Gene Ontology annotation, cellular component: endoplasmic reticulum; membrane. NCBI's taxonomy places the organism in Eukaryota, Metazoa, Arthropoda, Malacostraca, Decapoda, Portunidae. The record is from RefSeq and is a predicted model, not a curated record. Gene Ontology annotation, molecular function: 1-acylglycerol-3-phosphate O-acyltransferase activity. The transcript has 6 exons.